Molecule: messenger RNA, 2087 nt
Organism: Homarus americanus (American lobster)
Lineage: Eukaryota; Metazoa; Arthropoda; Malacostraca; Decapoda; Nephropidae
Product: dynein axonemal intermediate chain 4-like
Exons: 7
Coding region: 1-1050 (349 amino acids)
Biological process (GO): microtubule-based movement
Molecular function (GO): dynein light chain binding; dynein heavy chain binding
Source: RefSeq, a predicted model, not a curated record
AUGGACACCAGCGGGAGUAUAUAUAAGCACUGUGCUCCUGUGUGGGCGGUGGAGUGGCGGCAGACCUUUCACACCCUGCCCGCCCACACUCAUCCUGACGCCCACGACUCUGAGGACACUACCACCACCACCACCACUACCACCACCAAUACUACUACCAACCCUACUACUACAACCACCACCACCCAGGGGUGGCAGAAGGUGGGCAGUCAGGCUCUGGUGUCUGCCUCAGAGGACGGCACGGUCAAGGAAUGGAUCUUCGCCGACAACAACAUUAUCCGCUGUACCACUCUAAUGAAGGUGUGUGUCCCGUCCUGGGUGUCGCUGGAGAUAGCGGGUGGCGUGCAGGAGGUGAUGCAGGGGGGCACGGGACACACUCAGGGGUCGCUGGGUGGCGGCGGGGUCGGCAGUAGUCAGAUUCUGCCUGAAUGUGUGCCCGCCACCACCCUCAAGUUCCGCCUACGAGAUAACACUACCUACCUCGUGGGCACCGUAGCUGGCCACCUGCUGAUGUGUCGCACAUUUGAGCGUCGGGGUAGCGUAGCAGUGUUCCGGGGCCAUACGGGGCUGGUUACUGCCCUCGACUGGCGCCCCGGGCACCCUUCCGACCCCGCCUACGUCUUCCUCUCCGCUGCCCUCGAUGACACCAUCAGGGUGUGGCAUAUGGACAAGAAGGAGCCACACUGUGUCCUCAGGAACCCACAGGUGUUAUCAAGUCCGGACGGAUACGUAGACGCCUGUUGGUGUCCCUGGUAUGGCAAUCUGAUAGCUGGCGUACACGGCGGCGGCCUCCACCUGUGGGACAUCUCUCUCUCCACCCACACGCCCAUCCUCAUCCAGCCACACCCAGGAGCUACCUGCGUUACCUUCAGCCCCCACACCAGGAACAUAGUGGUGGGUGACCGGGAUGGAUCAGUCAAAGUGAUUCACCUGCAGGGUGUGACCGUCUCCACCUCCACCGCCUUCCACCGACUGUCAUCUGUUGUUUCCAGGAUCACGAUGUUAGGAAUUAAGGAGGACGACGAUGAAGACGACGAUGAAGAGGAGUAGGAGUAGGAGUAGUAAGAGGAGGAGGAAGAAUAAGAGGAAGAAAAGCGUCAUAAUACAGUGUGUAAAUAAUACUAAAGACAGACGAAAAAUUGUAAAGAAUAAGAAGAAUGUUGAAUGACAGAGAAGGAAGUAAAGGAAAGUGAAGAAGAAAAGAAGGAACAACACCUACAACAACAACAGUAUCCUUCACAACAAUAUAACAACAGUAACCUGAGCAAUAAUAACAAUAGUAAUAUCCUCAUCAACAAUAACAUUCAAAACAACAAAAAUUCAACGUUAUCAAAAGUAAACAACAUCAAUAACAGGAACACUAUAAACAACAUCAAUAACAGGAACACUAUAAAUAUCAAUAACAGGAACACUAUAAACGCAGCAUCAAGUAUAGUGUCUGGGAAGGAACAAUAAAAAAAUAGUUUACCUUGGUCAUAAAAUUUAACGAAGGUGGUGGCUAUUGGCAAGGGCGCAGACGUUGCUUUUUCUGGGUCUGUUAUCUGUCACUGCUAAGGUCUUCCUUCAUUCUACAGACGAGUAACUCCUACAUUCAUACCUUCUUCACAUUUGACUAUUCUAUUUCACCUUUGACCUUUGACCCUGACGUUUGUCCUAUUUAGUCUCGACUCAUUCACUCGCCCUACCUAUCAGCUCUUGUUAAAAUUAAUGAGUCUUUGAUAUAUCUUGAUGACACAUAAACAUUGAAUUUAUAGUAAUUCCUUCCAUGAACGUAAGGUGACACAGUGAGCUAUUUAUGGUCAAUGUAAAACCUCAAACUACUUUAAUAAAAUAGAGGUGGGAAAUAUUGAUCGUAAUAUGAGAGAAGUGAAUAGAUACAAUCCUACAUUUUGUAUUAAGUGCAAUAACAUACCUGAUUGUUGUACUCGUGUGAUAUGAUAAAUUAUCCGUAUUGUUGUGACUCUUUGGAGGUUAUAUUUACAACAACCUUUAAUGUAGAAUUGUUGUUCCUCUUGUGUUGUUUUCAGCCAUUGUGUGAGUCUUGUCUUGUGUGUUAUAAAUCUCUAAUAAACUGUUUUUUCUUUAAA